Molecule: messenger RNA, 1035 nt
Organism: Strongyloides ratti
Lineage: Eukaryota; Metazoa; Nematoda; Chromadorea; Rhabditida; Strongyloididae
Product: Transmembrane protein 144
Exons: 3
Coding region: 1-1035 (344 amino acids)
Biological process (GO): carbohydrate transmembrane transport
Cellular component (GO): membrane
Molecular function (GO): carbohydrate transmembrane transporter activity
Source: RefSeq, a predicted model, not a curated record
AUGUCAACAGUGGUAGGACUGUUGGCUUGUGCCAUUUCAUCUUUAUUUUUUGGUUCUAUGUUUGUUCCUAUAAAAAAAUUUAAUUCAGGAGAUGGAGUAUUUGUACAAUGGAUAAUGGGUCUUACGAUAAUGUUUGUUGGAGUUAUUGUUAAUUUUUACAGUAAUUUUCCAUCUUUUCAACCAUUAGCUAUGUGGGGUGGAGUUUUUUGGGCCACAGGAAAUUUAGCAGCAAUUCCUAUUAUUAAUAUGAUUGGUGUUGCAUUAGGAAUGUUAAUAUGGGGUACAGUAAAUUGUGUUGUUGGAUGGGCAUGUGGAAGAUUUGGAUUAUUUGAUACAAUACCUUCUAUUCCUAAAUCUCCAAUAAUUAAUUAUUUUGGUCUUAUUUUUGUUAUCAUUGGUGGUUUCUUAUUUUCACGAAUUAAAUCAUCAGCUAUUGAAAGAUCUGACUCACAAGAGUCAUUUGGACCUGUUGAUGAGGUAGAUGAAGAAACAAAUCUACAUAAUACAGAUAGUACUAUUGUUGAAACAGAAAUUUUAAACAUAAAUAAUCCAAAAUUUAAAAUGAGAAUAGGAAUAUUUCUUUCUAUUUGUUCUGGAAUGUGUUAUGGUUUCACAUUUCUUCCUGUUGUAUAUAUUCAAAGUCACCCAAAAGAAUAUCCAGAUGCACCUAAAGAUGCUAUAGCUUUUGCCUUUUCACAUUAUACUGGAAUUUUUGUGACAUCAACUAUGUUUAUGAUCAUUUAUUCUAUAUAUAAACAAAAUAAACCAGAAAUUAACAAUGAAAUUAUCUUGCCUUCUAUUAUUACAGGAAUUUUGUGGAGUGUAGCUCAAUUGUCAUGGUUUGUUGCUAAUGAUGCCUUAAGUCAAGCCAUAACAUUCCCUAUCAUAAGUAUGGUCCCAGGAAUAUGUGCUGCUUUAUGGGGAGUAUUUUAUUUUAAAGAGAUUACUGGUAAAGAAAAUAUGCUACUACUUGCCUUAGCAAUAGGAAUAACUUCUUUUGGAGCAAUUUUAGUGGGUAUUUCUAAAGAUUUUUAA